This is a messenger RNA of Oryzias melastigma (Indian medaka), 3737 nucleotides long. It is a transcript of the gene tmf1, whose product is annotated as TATA element modulatory factor 1. Lineage: Eukaryota; Metazoa; Chordata; Actinopteri; Beloniformes; Adrianichthyidae. Gene Ontology annotation, cellular component: Golgi apparatus; endoplasmic reticulum. The record is from RefSeq and is a predicted model, not a curated record.
AAAUGAGGUGAAAGUAUAUCAACGCUCUCCAGACUCCACACAUACGGUUGUCAGCUUGAGUUAGCUUCAGGAACUGCUAACUAGCUUACUAACUGCGAAGCUUUAAAGAACCGUAACGAUCUUGGCUUUUGUUGCGUGCUAUUGUAAAGUGGUCGUCUUUGGCAACACGGAGUUAAAACACAGCGUGCAGUUGUGAGCCCCCCGCCGCCAGACGCUGCUGCUAGCUUUUCAGUCAGAAUGAGUUGGUUCAACGCAUCUCACCUGUCCAGUUUCGCUAAACAAGCUUUAACAUCGGCUCAGAAGUCCAUCGAUCGCGUUCUGGACAUUAAAGAGGAGGACCAGUGGGGUGACACCGUUGUGAUGCCAUCUGAUGAUGUUUCAUUACCUGGAAAACUCUCGUUAAGUGGAGGAUGGGGGAUGACUCAGUGGGAAGCACCUGCAGAAGAAGAGCCCACCACUCCUCCGCCCUCAUCGGGGGCCAUUACUACUCCUGUCACCCGUACUGUUGUGGAUGAAUCUGAGAACUUUUUCAGUGCCUUUCUCUCACCCGGGGAUGUCAACCCGGUUAGUAAAAGCCCGGUUGUGUCUGUACCCCCUACGAAAACCCAACGGAGACUUCAGAAGGAGGAGAAGAAAAGCAGAGAAGCUGUUUCUCAAGCCCAGAAAACUGAAGAGAGUCCUAAUAUAGAACCUGUUAAAGGUCCAGACAGUGAGACGGUAGCCGAGACUCCACUUGAGGAAACCAAGGAUUCACCAGCAGCACCUUACAAAGACAUUAUCCUCCUCCAGCCAGUUUCCCCCACUACUGCUACUUCCAGUGAUCUUCCUUGCAAAACUGACGAAAGUGAAAAAGAAGAUGAAGGUUCACCGGUUCCGGCUGAACAGAACAAAACAGGGCAGUCAGACACUUUGUCAGAAAACACGGUGGAACCUGACGCCCCAAACCCACCUCCAGAGCCCUCAGCUUCUGAAGCGAAGUCUCCCACAGAUUCUGCAGCCUCAUCAUCCUCCAAAGAAGCAAACCCAGAUCAGAAAGAGCGCAAGACAGAGGAUCGUCAAACAGACACCCCGUCUCCUCCGGUCAGCGCUUUCUCCUCAGGAACCUCUACCACAAGUGACAUUGAAGUUCUUGAUCACGAGAGCGUGCUGAGCGAAAGCUCCGUCAGCUCCAGACAAGAAACUGGCGAAAGCAAAGCAGGCCUUCACCUCAUGCAGGGAUCCUUUCAGCUUCUCACUGCCUCCACCUGUGGAGAUUUUCCCCAACUAGAGGAUUACCCGAAGCUCACGGAGAGCUGCGGUUCCUCCUCAGAUGCAUUCGAGCGGAUCGAUUCAUUCAGCGUGCAGUCACUGGACAGCCGGAGCGUCAGUGAGGUCAACUCGGAUGACGAGAUCUCUGGCAGUCGGACUCUGGCGUCUGUCACCGCUGGUCCUGCUUCUUUAACGUGUGAGAAGCAGGAAGACGGAGUAAUGGAAAAAGAGGGUGAGGAGGAGACGUCUGAGGAGAAGGAACACCCAGAGAGGACAAGGGAGCAGUCACUGGACGAGAUGGAGGAAAGUGGGCGAAGUGCGACGCCUGUGAACAGCGAGCAGCCCGAAGAGCUGACAGAGAUGGAGCCUGAAGCCUUUAUUUCAGUGUUUGAGCCUCCGCUCAAAGCGGAAGGACAGAGCGAUCUGCCCAUCACCGAGGAGAUGAAAAGUGUUUCUACUGUUCAGAUAUUGGAGCUUCAAAAGGUAAUCGAUGAUCUGUCCAGUCGCCUUGAGAAAAGAGAGUCCCAGCUGCUGGCGGUUAGCAAAGAGAAGGCCAGGCUGGAGGAGGAUUGUGACAAUUUGAAAGAUGAAGUGACAAACUUGAAGGAAGAAAGCUCCACUGUCCAGUCCCUAAAAGAUGAAUUCACACAGCGCAUUGCAGAAGCCGAGAGAAAGGCUCAACUGGCUUGUAAAGAAAGAGACAUCGCCAAGAAGGAGAUAAAGGGCCUCCGAGAGGAGCUUUCUACAAGACUGAACUCCAGUGAUACAAUGGAGAUAAUCAAAGAAAAGGAGGAGCAGAUCAGGGGGCUUCUGGAGGAAGGUGAAAAGCUUUCCAAGCAGCAGCUGCAGCACAGCAACAUCAUCAAAAAACUGCGUGCCAAGGAGAAGGAGAGUGACGCAAAGAUAAUGAAACAGCAGAAGAAGAUCAAGGAGCAGGAGGACGAGCUCAAGCAUUUGCAGGAGGUACUCGAUGGGAAGGAGGAGGUGGAGAAACAGCACAGGGAGAACAUCAGGAGGCUGAACGGUGUUGGAGAACAGCAGGAAAAGGAUCUGAGCCGGCUGCAGACGGACGUGGAGGAGCUGCAGGAGAAAAAUAGAAGUCUUGAGGCUGCACUCGAUAACUCCUACAAGGAGCUGGCGGAGCUUCAUAAGAUGAACGCCAGCCGAGUCAGUGAGGCUGAGGAGGCUGCUCUGAGCAGGGAGACCCAGGCCAAAGAGCAACUGAGCCUGACUCUGGAGAAGGCCCAGGAGGAGGCCCGGAUACAGCAGGAGGUGCUGGCCAACCAGGUGGCUGAUCUGAGGCUCGCUCUGCAGAGAGCAGAAAUCCAGCAAGCAAGGAAAGAAGAUUAUUUGAGGGAGGAGAUCAGUGAGCUUCAGCAGAGAUUGCAGGAAGCCGAGAACAGAAACCAGGAGCUCAGUCAGAGCGUCACCUCGGCCACCCGACCUCUUCUGCGACAAAUUGAGAACCUGCAAGGCUCAUUAGGGGUACAAACGGCAUCCUGGGAGAAAAUAGAGAAGAACAUUUCUGACAGACUAGUGGACGCCCAGGCUCAGCUCGCGGUUGCUGUGGAGAAGGAGCGAUCCGCAACAGAAGAACUACUUUCCAUCAAGGCUCAGCUGGUUUCUCUGGAAUCUCAGAAUUCCUCACUCCGCCAUGAAAAAGCUAAGCUUCUUACACAGGUGGAAGCUGAAAAAAACAAAAGAGAGAAGCUGGAGGAUGAGAGCAGCAGAGAGCAUGCUGAAUUAACAAAUUUACGAGGCGAGCACAGUCGUUUGAUGGAAGAGGCCAAAAAAGAAAAGCUGCUGCUGGUCAACCAACUAGAAAUGGAGAAGAUUAAGGUGGAGAAGGAGAAGAAGAAAUGCUAUUUGGCACAAGAGGCUCUAAAGGAAAAGGAGCGGAAGGCAAUGACCAACUCUGUAGGAGAGGCCCCCGGAUCUUCCACACCCUCCCUGUCUCGUUCCAGCUCCGUCAGUGGAGCAGACAAUGUUGGGCUGCACAUUUCUGUUCUCUCACAGGAUGACUCUCUAGACCACUCUCUGGGAACAAUGUCGAUGUCAGUGAGCGGGACCAAUCUGUACGAGGCCGCCAGGCUGUCAGGAGGCUCCAGUAUCAUAGAGAACCUGCAGUCGCAGCUCAAACUCAGAGAAGGAGAAAUAGCACAACUGCAGCUUGAGAUUGCAAACUUGGAACGGAGUCGUGCUGUGAUGACAGAAGAACUGGUUCGACUGACAAACAGGAACGAUGAGAUGGAAGAAAUGGUGAAAGGCAUUCCGAAGUUGAAAAUUCAACUCAAGGAUCUGGAACAAAGACACAACACCAUUCUACAGAUGUAUGGAGAAAAAGCAGAGGAAGCAGAGGAGCUGAGGCUGGACCUUAUAGAUGUAAAGAACAUGUACAAAACUCAGAUUGACGAAUUGCUGCAGAGCCGGAAAUAAACCAGAAUCACUUACAAUUUUUUUUUUGCAUUAAAUUCCUCCAUUGAAAGAAA